This is a messenger RNA of Oncorhynchus kisutch (coho salmon), 4982 nucleotides long. RefSeq names its product alpha-tubulin N-acetyltransferase 1-like. Gene Ontology annotation, cellular component: microtubule. Bases 514 to 1836 code for a protein of 440 amino acids. Gene Ontology annotation, molecular function: tubulin N-acetyltransferase activity. The transcript has 12 exons. The record is from RefSeq and is a predicted model, not a curated record. Gene Ontology annotation, biological process: alpha-tubulin acetylation. NCBI's taxonomy places the organism in Eukaryota, Metazoa, Chordata, Actinopteri, Salmoniformes, Salmonidae.
UUUGCUUUCCUAACAACCAAAUCGAACUGUACAGCGACAGCCCGGACCCGUUCACCGUAGGGCAGUGUAUAAAUGUACAGAUUAUACUUCAGACUCAUCGUGGCUGUUUUACACGAACUGAUAAGAUGUGCAAUAUUGGCAUGUCAUUGUUUAUUUACUUGAGUUUUUGUAAGUUUUUGAAAGUUUAGUGGGCUAACGCUUUUAUAAAGAUCCGUGUUUUUGUUGUUGUAUAAUGGUAAUAUUGGGUUACCGGGGUAUAGUAUUGAUACAAUAUUACCACUACAUGGCCGGACCGUUUUGAUACUGUAGCUAGUUACUGUAGCUCAUUGAUAACAUAGUUAAGUGACUGUAAAAUCAGUGGCCAAGUUGUUCUAUCUUUAAGGGACGAGGUUGCUAGCUAGCUUUGCUAACAGUGUUAUUGUUAAACCUCUAGCUGGCUGCACGUUAGCAAGCAAUAAACACAUGCGGGAGCACUGAUUUUAUACUACGAGAGACGACUUUUUUUAAAGGAAUAUGGAAACCACUGUUGAUGUAAACCACAUUUUCCCUGAAAGGAUUACAGUUUUGGAUCAAAACCUGAUUGCAUUUACAAAAUCGCUGGGAAGGUCAGAUCCUCAAUCUCUAAUUGCAGCAGUAAUUGAUGAACUUGGAAGAGCCUCAGCCAAGGCCCAAUACUUGACAGCACCAAUCACAAGUGCAUCAAAGCUGCAGACCAACAAGCACCAUCUCUACCUGCUGAAAGACAGAGAAAGCAACGGAGGAAGGGGACUUGCAGUGGGUUUUCUAAAGGUUGGCUGUAAGAAGUUAUUUCUGCUUGACCAGCAGGGGGCGCAUGUCGAGACGGAGCCUCUGUGUGUCUUGGAUUUCUUUGUGACAGAGCACCUUCAGAGGCACGGCUACGGACUGGAGCUGUUUAGCUUCAUGCUGCAGCACAAAAAGGUGGAGCCAGUGAUGAUGGCCUACGACAGGCCCUCCCCUAAGUUCCUCUCAUUCCUGGAGAAGCAUUACUGUCUGAAAAACGGUGUACCUCAGGUCAAUAACUUUGUGGUGUUUGAUGGUUUCUUCACCAACAGAUCAGCGGCCCAGUGGAGAAAGGUUCCCCCCAAAAAGCUGGACGGAGAGAUCAAGCCCUACUCACUAACACAGAGAGGGGCUGUGAGAGAGGAGCAGAGGGCUCUCCCCUGGCCUUUGUGUUGCCCCGCGGCUCCUCCCUUCUCUCCUCCGUUGUCGGUAUCCUCCCCGUGCUCCCCAAGCAGGGCCCGCCAGUGCCCCAACCCGGCCCUGGCCCCAGCAUCUGCCCCUGGGGGCUACAGGGGCCCGGCCCCCAACCCCCCACUCUUCGGCAGCCUCAACUACAGGGUAAAACGCACCAGCCAACAGGGCCUAGUUGCCAGGGGAAACCUCUACAGUCGCUACAUCAACACCCGGGGCUUUGGGCUGUUGUUGGAGACCCAGCAGAACACCUUCAAACUGCCAGGUUUGACACCAUUAUUGAGAGAGAGAGAGACUGACACGGGGGGACAGACAGACCCCCUGGGACACACAGACAGGUCCCUUCCACCUCUGUCCCUAUCCAGGAAGGAGUUGCUCUGCUCCCAGACCACCAGAGAACCAGACAGACAGGCUGGGAUGGAGACCAGGGUGUUGGAGAAUAGGCUCCAGAUGGGGGUAGGGGGAGAGAAAGGAGGUGGGCCCCAGGUGGUUGAGAAGGGGCCAUUGGGGGCUGAGAAGGACAGGGGGAGAGGAGGCUGGUCAUGGACGGUGGGAGAGAGCUGCUGUAACACAGCUCAGUGGGUCAGGCAGAAGCAGGAAUAUAACAACACCAGACCCUGGUGACCCACAUGGACGGACUGACAGGAAGCAGGAAUAUAACAACACCAGACCCUGGUGACCCACAUGGACGGACUGACAGGAAGCAGGAAUAUAACAACACCAGACCCUGGUGACCCACAUGGACGGACUGACAGGAAGCAGGAAUAUAACAACACCAGACCCUGGUGACCCACAUGGACGGACUGACAGGAAGCAGGAAUAUAACAACACCAGACCCUGGUGACCCACAUGGACGGACUGACAGGAAGCAGGAAUAUAACAACACCAGACCCUGGUGACCCACAUGGAAGACAGACGGACUGACAGGAAGCAGGAAUAUAACAACACCAGACCCUGGUGACCCACAUGGAAGACAGACGGACUGACAGGAAGCAGGAAUAUAACAACACCAGACCCUGGUGACCCACAUGGAAGACAGACGGGCUGACAGGAAGCAGGAGAUGGAAGACCGACGGACUGACAGGAAGCAGGAAUAUAACAACACCAGACCCUGGUGACCCACAUGGAAGACAGACAGGAAGCAGGAAUAUAACAACACCAGACCCUGGUGACCCACAUGGAAGACAGACGGGCUGACAGGAAGCAGGAGAUGGAAGACAGACGGACUGACAGGAAGCAGGAGAUGGAAGACAGACGGACUGACAGGAAGCAGGAGAUGGAAGACAGACGGACUGACAGGAAGCAGGAGAUGGAAGACGGGCUGACAGGAAGCAGGAGAUGGAAGACGGGCUGACAGGAAGCAGGAGAUGGAAGACGGGCUGACAGGAAGCAGGAGAUGGAAGACGGGCUGACAGGAAGCAGGAGAUGGAAGACGGGCUGACAGGAAGCAGGAGAUGGAAGACAGAUGGACUGACAGGAAGCAGGAGAUGGAAGACAGACGGACUGACAGGAAGAAGGAGAUGGAAGACGGGCUGACAGGAAGCAGGAGAUGGAAGACGGGCUGACAGGAAGCAGGAGAUGGAAGACGGGCUGACAGGAAGCAGGAGAUGGAAGACGGGCUGACAGGAAGCAGGAGAUGGAAGACGGGCUGACAGGAAGCAGGAGAUGGAAGACAGAUGGACUGACAGGAAGCAGGAGAUGGAAGACAGACGGACUGACAGGAAGAAGGAGAUGGAAGACAGACGGACUGACAGGAAGCAGGAGAUGGAAGACAGACGGACUGACAGGAAGCAGGAGAUGACAGACGGGCUGACAGGAAGCAGGAGAUGGAAGACAGACGGACUGACAGGAAGAAGGACAUAGAAGACGGGCUGACUGACAGAUGGAUAGAUAUAAAUCAGGAGAUGGAAGACAGACUUACUGGCUGACGGAUAGAUAAGAAGCAGGAGAUGGAAGACUGACUGACUGACUGACAGAUGGAUGGAUGGAUAAGAUGCAGGAGAUGGAAGACAGACUUACUGGCUGACGGAUAGAUACGAGGCAGGAGAUGGAAGACAGACGUAUGGAUGGAUAAGAAGCAGGCGAUUGAAGACUGACUGACAGAUGGAUGGAUGAAUAAGAAGCAGGAGAUGGAAGACAGACUUACUGGCUGACGGAUAGAUACGAGGCAGGAGAUGGAAGACAAGAAGAAACAGGAAGUAGAGAGGAGAAAGAGACUGAUUUAAUAGAGAUUUAGAGAAAUGGACUGUGAGCUAGAGUUGAGAUAGACGGGAAGAAAGCCACAGCCAAUCCUCACCCACUUCCCUUCAUCCCUCUCACCUGAUCACUGGUUAGUGGUGCUAUGUUUUCUAGACAGAACAAGUGAGAUAGACGGGAAGAAAGCCACAGCCAAUCCUCACCCACUUCCCUUCAUCCCUCUCACCUGAUCACUGGUUAGUGGUGCUAUGUUUUCUAGACAGAACAAGUGAGAUAGACGGGAAGAAAGCCACAGCCAAUCCUCACCCACUUCCCUUCAUCCCUCUCACCUGAUCACUGGUUAGUGGUGCUAUGUUUUCUAGACAGAACAAGUGAGAUAGACGGGAAGAAAGCCACAGCCAAUCCUCACCCACUUCCCUUCAUCCCUCUCACCUGAUCACUGGUUAGUGGUGCUAUGUUUUCUAGACAGAACAAGUGAGAUAGACGGGAAGAAAGCCACAGCCAAUCCUCACCCACUUCCCUUCAUCCCUCUCACCUGAUCACUGGUUAGUGGUGCUAUGUUUUCUAGACAGAACAAGUGAAGGGUUUGGUAGUUAUGCAACAAUAGUCAGCCAGAUGUCACAGUAUACGUCCCAAAUGGCACCCUAUUCCAUAUGGGACCUGGUCAAAAGUAGUGCACUAUAUUGGGAAUAGGGUGCCAUUUUGGGGCAGUGAAUACUGGGUACUAGUCAGUAGGUUGAUGAUGGUAAUGAGAACCACAGCUUUAGAGACCUACUAAAUCUGUCACAUGUACCAGCAGCUAUUCACUUGAAGCAAAAAGGCAAUGGAGCCAUGCUGGAAAUUCCAUCAGACUUGAGUUGACACGUUAGGAUGUUUUCAAUGUAGAAAUAAAUGGCCUACGCUGAUCACAGAAAGACCUGUCCCUAAAUGUUGUUGGAAUCGCUUUACUUGUUAUGUCUGCGUUAUUUACCCAUGUAUUGAUCAUAGAUUACAUUUGAUUACCUAAAUGUUGAUAUAGUGCUUUGUGUUUCUCUCAUGUCCCCUCUACACCCUUGAACCUCCUGCACUGCCCUCUACUGGCUAAAUCCGGUACUGCAGUAUCACGAGAACUCAACAGGCAGUCAAGUACAAGACAGGGUUGUGUUCAUUCGGCAACAAAACUGAAGACAAUUUAGUUAAAUGGGGUGGAAAAACUUGGACUUGUCCAAUAAGAAAUGGCCAUUUUUGUUUUGUUUCAAAACGUUUUGUGAACACAACCCUGCUUCCCCUCACACAUAGAUAUCAUCCCCAAAACAUUGGUAUCCUGAUUACAUAUGUUAAACAUUCACUACUAAUGCCGUGUUUAUCUUUAGUCGGAACUAGGUAACUCUGACAUUUCCGACUUGCAGUUACACACGUGCCGUAUUCAACCAGUUAGCAAGUCGGACAUUUCAGAGUUUCCUAGUUUCAUACAGCACGUGAAUGCGACAUUAGUACCAUCAAGCUACAACAUCAGAAGCCCCACUAAACAAAAAUAAACGCAAAGUGUUGGUCCCAUGUUUCAUGAGCUGAAAUAAAAGAUCCCAGAAAAGUAC